AUGACCGGCCCAUUCCAGCUCCGGUGUUUCGCAGCGCCGAUACUGCUCAUCGUCGCCAGCAGCGUCUGUGGCAGUAACUUUUCGGAUGACUACGCAAAAUACACGGAAAUCUGGAGCAAGAUUUCACAGCCCGGCUUUGACGGCAUCGAGAAGAUGAGGAAGCUCGCUGAUACGGCCGACUCGAUUCUCGGAUUGGCCGGUACCCUCGUGCAGGGCGCCUGGAAUAUCACCACCGAUGACGUGAGUAACGAUAACCAAGAUCAGGGU
Molecule: messenger RNA, 267 nt
Organism: Mesorhabditis spiculigera
Lineage: Eukaryota; Metazoa; Nematoda; Chromadorea; Rhabditida; Rhabditidae
Source: the annotation of a GenBank genome assembly